CGUCACCACCGAAGAAGAAGCGGGUGCAUACGACACUUCCAUUGAAUGCUGGGACGGUGGUGCGCUCUGAGGCGGAAUUCGCCCUUUGCGAUGACAAACAGCCGAAAGUCGUCAGAUCUCCGUUUUAGGUCGAGAUGACAGGUCCUUGCAAAUGGGUGUGAGCCGGCUUGAUGUCCUUUACAGAAAGCUCCUCCUCACCAAACUCUUCAUCCAAGGAUGGGGAAGGCCCGAGGACCUGAAACGAAUAUUUGAAUUCCGGAAGACCAUUGGAGACAGAGAAAAGUGUAAGCAUUUGGUACCGCGGGACUAUCCAGUUUUUAUCGAUAAGGUGGAAGAUCACUCGGACUGUAAAAUUCACAAUGGCCAUUUCAUAUCUCCCCUGGAACACUUUGUUCCAGGCAUUUUGCCAACAGAGUCCGUCAAAGCCAGGUUUCAGUUUAUAAUACCCAAAAAAUGGAGAAAGCACAGACCAGUCUGCAUCCAUUUGGCUGGAACUGGAGACCAUUUUUUCUGGAGGAGGCGAACUCUCAUGGCCAGACCCAUGAUCAAAGAGACAGGAAUGGCUUCCCUGCUGCUUGAAAACCCAUAUUAUGGAUACCGGAAACCUAAAGAUCAAGUACGUUCCAGUUUGAAGAACGUUUCAGACCUGUUUGUGAUGGGCGGAGCUCUGAUCCUGGAGUCGGCUGCUCUUCUUCACUGGCUGGAACGUGAGGGCUACUGGCCUCUCGGCAUGACCGGCAUCUCAAUGGGAGGCCAUAUGGCAUCAUUAGCUGUGACAAACUGGCCCAAGCCUAUUCCUCUGAUUCCUUGUCUGUCUUGGACUACAGCUUCAAGUGUUUUUACCACGGGAGUUUUAAGUAAAGCUGUAAACUGGAGAGAACUAGAGAAGCAAUACGCCACACACACCGUCUACGAGGAGGAGAUUAUCCACCUGCUGGAGUAUUGCGGGACAGAUUCAUUCCGGAUGGGACAGGACUUUGUGCGAGACUCCCCAGGCAGCUUUGAUAAACUUUCGGACCUGGCGUUGUCGUCAAGUCUGCUGGGUAUGAGCAGUGAGCAGGACGAACGGGUGGGACUACGCAGGGAGGCCGCAGGAGGCGGAGUUGGAGCCAGUGGGAGAGAUUCCAGCCUGCUGCUGGAACAGAGGGAGGGGGACGAUCUGGACCGCAUGCUGUCAGCCGUGAGCAGCAGCCGGCCGCACAUGGACAUGCUCCAUGCUAAGAACAUCAGCCGUGGAACAGGUCAGCGACAGUCCCUGCAGAGGGAGUCUCUCUGCUUCAUGAAGGGGGUCAUGGACGAAUGCACACACAUCGCCAACUUCUCUGUACCAGUAGAUCCCAGGCUGAUCAUCAUCGUGCAGGCCAAAGAGGACGCGUAUGUCCCUCGAACCGGUGUGCGCAGCCUGCAGGAGAUCUGGCCCGGCUGUGAGGUCCGCUACCUUGAUGGAGGACACAUCAGCGCCUACCUAUUCAAACAGGCCAUCUUCAGGCAAGCCAUUUACGAUGCCUUUGACCGGUUUCUUCAAAAAUAUCCCAUGUUGUAGCUACAGAUCAUCUGGAACUGACCUUCAGUGGGACAGGUGCCAUUGUGGGCGUGACACUGGAAUGAAGAGCACGGGUUGUAACAACACACUAGAAUUACAGAAGGACCACAUAACUGAAAGCUAGCUAUGUGAUGCUACUUAAGACUGACAGUGGGUGUACUAUUUACCAAAAAAUAGAAUAUAUUGUUUAUAGAAAUUUAUAAAUUGUGUCCUUACAAACACGCAUUAUUUAAAACGCCAACCAACAUAUCGACCUCUUACAUCUUACACACCCUCGCUGCCUUUUACUACGUCCAUCAUGGCAAAUAUAUUUCAUUCACAAUAAGGGACAGUAAUGUUUCUGAAUGUGUUUUUGUGUUUUCAGCCUUCUUUCUCGUUCAUGUCCUUUCACUGUAACUGUAUCACUGUGUCAAACAUCACUGCCAAACCUGAGAUAACAUAGAGGAUACCGUUUCAUAGUAUUUGAAAUUGAAAUGUAUUAAUUGCAAUGGUACUUUUUUCCACUCUAAACCUUGUCCUCCUUAAAACACCCUCUUUCUUGGCCUACUUUAUAAGUCCUUCAUGACUAAAAUAAAAAGGACAUUUUUGAGACUGUU
Pygocentrus nattereri (red-bellied piranha) is the source of this 2139-nucleotide messenger RNA. RefSeq names its product abhydrolase domain containing 18 (gene abhd18). The transcript has 13 exons. The record is from RefSeq and is a predicted model, not a curated record. Bases 152 to 1543 code for a protein of 463 amino acids. NCBI's taxonomy places the organism in Eukaryota, Metazoa, Chordata, Actinopteri, Characiformes, Serrasalmidae.